Messenger RNA from Penicillium coprophilum, 1737 nucleotides. Its product is annotated as putative pyridine nucleotide-disulfide oxidoreductase. Bases 1 to 1737 code for a protein of 578 amino acids. Lineage: Eukaryota; Fungi; Ascomycota; Eurotiomycetes; Eurotiales; Aspergillaceae. The record is from RefSeq and is a predicted model, not a curated record. Gene Ontology annotation, molecular function: NADH dehydrogenase activity. The transcript has a single exon.
AUGCAAACCCGGCCAUUGAGCGCGAUGCUCCCUCUGCGACGCCAGGGCCUACGAAUACGGAAUUCGUUCCCCUGCGUUGCCCACCCGGUCAGCCCAACGUACAUAUCUUCCUCUAGCAUUGCGCUGGCAGUCAAUGUACCUGGCCGGAGAUGCCUCGCAACCCAAGUUGAAGCGCCCGCCGCAGCUCAGCAGUCUGAUGACAAAAGAGAACGGGUCGUAAUUCUUGGAUCCGGCUGGGGUGGUUAUACCCUUUCGCGCAGGCUUUCUCAAAAGAAAUACGCACCAAUGAUUGUAUCACCACGUUCAUACUUCGUCUUCACUCCUCUCCUCACCAAUACGGCCAGCGGAUCCCUCGAUUUCUCCAACAUCGUCGAGCCCGUGCGCGAUCCACGCGCCAAAGUGGAUUUCAUCCAAGCAGCUGCACGCGCAGUCGACCUGAAAAAGAAGACUGUUCUAUGCGAAGCCACAGUUGUCAAAAGCGGUGUCACCGAAUCACCUCGCACGGCUGAAAAUGAGCGACGAACCGAGGAUGGCCCGCAGACCACGAAUAUGAAGCCGAUGCAAGAACAGCGCCAAUGGGAACAAGGUGAAUUAUUCGAAGUACCAUAUGAUAAGCUUGUCAUCGCUGUAGGUGCCGUCAGUCAGACCUUUGGAACACCAGGAGUGCGGGAGAAUGCAAUGUUCUUCAAGGAUAUCGGGGACGCGAAAAGGGUCAAGCGGCGCGUGCGGGAAUGCUUCGAGCUAGCCGUGCUGCCAUUCACUACCCCAGAGAUGAGAAAGUGGUUGCUGAACUUCGCGAUUGUCGGGGCUGGCCCAACUGGCAUCGAACUUGCGGCAUCGCUGCGCGAUUUUAUCUACUCCGAUAUGAUGGCACUCUACCCGACUCUGAAUACACUCCCCAAGAUCACCUUGUACGAUGUUGCGCCUAAGGUGCUUUCGAUGUUCGAUGAAUCGCUUUCUCGUUAUGCGAUGGAGACCAUGGAGCGAGAAGGUAUUGAUAUUAAGACCUCUCACCACGUCAAAAGCUUGCGCUGGGGACCACCUGGUGCAGCUCCGCCAUACCAUAUGGAUCCGAAGCGGUGCCUGACUCUUACAACCGAAGAAAAUGGUGAAAUGGGCGUUGGCAUGUGUGUUUGGGCCACAGGUAAUGCCAUGCCUAAAUUCAUCACCGACUCCCUUGAUUCGGUCCCCGCAUACCCCAAAGACUCCAUCCAUCAAAUCGAGAGCUCUUCAGCUGUAGCGAUAGACGCCGAACACGCAUCAUGGAAAUACAAGAAGGCUCCCAAGAAAGGUCCCCUUCUCGUCGACGGACAUCUGCGGGUACAGUUGCAGAAUGAAACAGGUCAGACAGCCGUUCUUCGGGACGUGUUCGCUUUAGGUGACAACGCUAUGCCAGAGACUGGUGCGCCUCCUGCAACGGCGCAGGCCACCAGCCAAGAAUCCAAGUGGCUGGCUGAUCGUUUGAACAAAGAUGACCUGGCUCAGACCCCGCCAUUCUCUUUCCGUGACCUGGGCACGAUGGCGUACAUUGGCGACGAGCGGGCCUUGAUGCAAAUACCCCGUAAAGGUGACCGUGGCUCAAAGAGUCUCAUGCCAGAAGGUAUCAAGGGACGUACUGCCUCACUUAUCUGGAAGACAGCGUAUAUCGGCAUGAGCAUCAGCUGGCGCAAUAAAUUGCGAGUGGCCUUCCGGUGGACGGUGAAUAAGUUCUUUGGGCGGGAUGUUUCGCGAUUUUGA